Messenger RNA from Eucalyptus grandis, 980 nucleotides. Its product is annotated as transcription factor MYB82. Gene Ontology annotation, cellular component: nucleus. The coding region runs from base 89 to 529 and encodes 146 amino acids. Gene Ontology annotation, biological process: cell differentiation. Lineage: Eukaryota; Viridiplantae; Streptophyta; Magnoliopsida; Myrtales; Myrtaceae. The record is from RefSeq and is a predicted model, not a curated record. Gene Ontology annotation, molecular function: transcription cis-regulatory region binding. The transcript has 3 exons.
UCUCUUUCUAUAAAAUCCUUACACAUUUUACCUCUUUUCUAUCAGCACACUUCUUUCCGCGAGAGAGAGACAGAGAGAGGCAGAGAGAAUGAAGGCAAGAAAGAUCAAGAAAGGCUUGUGGAAACCAGAAGAGGAUAUGAUACUGAAACAGUACGUCGAGACUCAUGGCGAAGGCAACUGGGCAGUCGUCUCUCAAAGAUCCGGUUUGAAGAGGGGAGGCAAGAGUUGCAGAUUGAGAUGGAAGAAUUACUUGAGACCCAACAUCAAACGAGGCGGAAUGUCCCCGGAAGAAGAAGAUCUCAUCAUCCGGAUGCAUAAGCUUCUCGGCAAUCGAUGGUCACUAAUUGCCGGGCGGCUUCCCGGUCGGACGGACAACGAAGUGAAGAACUAUUGGAACACCCAUUUGAACAAGAGACACUUGUCGCGCAAAAGGAAUAGCAUUGCCUCAAAUGGACGCCACAAGGACGAGAACAUCUGCGCCACCUUGGCCACCGAGACAGCCCGGAAGUACCAGCUCCACCGUCCAUGACUCCUCCACCAGUAAUUCACAAUGGAAGCAAUGACCUCGACGCAAAAGAAGCGAUGAUGACGGGAAGGAAAGAAGACAGGCUAGAAGAUGGAGAAAGAUUUGUGUACGGCUGUGACAUGGGAUCGCCGCUGUCCAUGCCCACCAGCAAUUAUUCUGCGUCGGUUGUCUUUGACGACGAGCUGCUUGUGCCCUGGCUGGAUUCCUUUGUUUUUGUCUGAAGGCAUUUGGAUCGCAAAAGAUAUGAAGGGAUCCAGGCGUGAUGUGCUACUCGUGCUGUUGUUCAACGGCGCAUCAUGAACCACUGGACUAGACUUAUUAGAGCUGUGGCCCCCAAGGACUGAAGCGUGAGCUUCAUUUUAGCAAACAGAGCAGCGCUUUUUCCGCAGGCCCCAUUGCAAGGACGUUCUUUCUCUGUUAUGAUUGGACUUAUUAAUGCAGCUUUUGCAUAUGC